AUGGCCUUGACAACAUAUCAUUGUCAAGGUCAAGCGAUUGAAUCGCCGUUGGCGAACAUAACAUCCGAGAUCGAGGAACGUCGAUGUGAUCUGAUUGGCCAUCAGCGGCAGCUGAAGAACAAAGUCGUUACGUUGGAACGCUCCAUCCCGGCUAUGAUAGCAUACAACAUGUGGAAAACUGAGCAAGAUUUAUGUGAUGGGCCAUAUGACAAAGUACGAGAGAUCAUGAAUGUAUUCGCACCACAGUCAGAUCCUGCCGACAAACUCAUAGCCGAAUUGAAGAAUGUGGUCCACAGCCUCCACCAAGAAACGACACAGUUGCAUGAUAAGAUCAUAGACGCGGAUGUGAAACUGGAGGAAACUGGCAUGGAAUUGGAGUCCUUAGAGCUGGCUAAUAAAGAAAUGGAAGAGAAAUUGACAGAAUUGCGCAAUGAGAUACAGAAACGCAAUACACCUAGUCUACAUUCUAUUCAUUCCGAAGAUCUGAUAUGUCUGAAAAAAAUUCGUCAAUUGGCUGAAGAAGAAUUGAAAUUAAAAAAUUACAUCGGGGAGCUUGAAAGUAAAGAAUUCAUGUACAGGCGACAAAUGAGCAAAUUGCUGUCCUGCAAGAAAUUUCAGCGUGACAGUGAAAAAAUGGACUCAAAGGAAACUGAUAAAAAGUUAAUCGGUUUAUUAGAAGAUUACACACGUAAUAAAUAUGUGACGAAGAAAAAAUUUCAAUUUGAAAAUAGGAAACGAACUUGCUGCUCAUGUGCAACGUCGGUAAUGUUAACUUCUCACGAAAAGGCAUCAAAAAGACCAUUUCAAGCCGAAAAAUUAUGUCCACCGCUUUCGUGCUGUGUUCCAUUGGAUCGCCACACAUCACGUAUAACCGAGAGUAAAUCGCGUGAUUGUAUUUGUUGCAAAUCUUGCAAACGAGUUUCUUCAGCUGUAUUUAAAUCUAAAUCUCCAUGUUCGGCAAAAUCUUCUUGCGAGUCUUUAUUUAGCGUCGCUUUGAAAACAGAUGUACCGCAAUCCAAACAAUUAACACAAUCUUCAGUGCCGUGUGAUCCCAGUAAAACAUGCAAUGAGUGUACGAUUCCUUCCGCAUGCAAGCAAAUUAAUAUUUGCAGAUACGAUUGCGGAGAAAAACGUAAGCAUGAAUUAUGUAAUUGCAAUGUUAGAUCUUUAGAUGAGGACCAAUCAAUAUCUUCGGAAAUGCAUUCGGAAUCAGAAAUAGACAGCAACAGCGAUGAGUUCUGCGAGUGCUGCUCCUGUGGUUGCGAAGAUGAUUUAUUAUAGCAAUAUAAUUAAUGUCAGACAUUUACGAAAUUAGUCAAAUUAACCAACUUUAAUGUUCUAGACUAGAUAGUACAAAAAUUCCUUUAUCUUAUAAUAUGUAUGUAUAUAUAAGUAUAUAUUUUGAUAUAAUUAAAUUUCGUAC
Trachymyrmex septentrionalis is the source of this 1423-nucleotide messenger RNA. RefSeq lists its product as uncharacterized. The record is from RefSeq and is a predicted model, not a curated record. NCBI's taxonomy places the organism in Eukaryota, Metazoa, Arthropoda, Insecta, Hymenoptera, Formicidae. The transcript is spliced from 5 exons. The coding region runs from base 1 to 1281 and encodes 426 amino acids.